Messenger RNA from Verticillium nonalfalfae, 2181 nucleotides. RefSeq lists its product as uncharacterized. Lineage: Eukaryota; Fungi; Ascomycota; Sordariomycetes; Glomerellales; Plectosphaerellaceae. Gene Ontology annotation, molecular function: GTP binding; microtubule binding; GTPase activity. The record is from RefSeq and is a predicted model, not a curated record. Bases 1 to 2181 code for a protein of 726 amino acids. The transcript has 2 exons. Gene Ontology annotation, cellular component: microtubule; cytoplasm; membrane.
AUGGCUACCACAGUUGCCGAGAAUGUUGCCCUUGAUGCUUCCGCCAUGGACGAUCUCAACAGCCCCGAGGCCAAGGCACUCCUGGACACGAUUGACAAGCUUCGUUCUAUCAACGUGGGCGACAUCAUCAGCCUUCCGCAGAUCAUUGUCGUCGGCGACCAGUCCUCGGGCAAGUCGUCCGUCCUAGAAGCAAUCUCGCGCGUCCCUUUUCCUGUCAAAGGCGAUCUCUGCACGCGUUUCGCCACGGAGUUGGUUCUCCGACGCUCUUCCUCCUCCUAUGUUCAUGUCACCAUCCGCUUCGCCAAGGGGUCUUCGGGGGAUCAGGAGCCCUUUCACCGGGAAGAACUCGACCUCAGCCGCCUCCCAUCCCUGAUCGAAGAGGCUACGGAACGCAUGGGCAUCAGGCCUGGAUCAGAUGUCGGCUUCUCACGAGACGUGCUGCGCAUCGAGGUUUCCGGACCCGAUGUCCCAUCUCUUACACUCGUAGACCUUCCCGGUUUCUACCACUCUUCAACGGGCGAGCAAUCUCUCGAGGGCAUCAAGGUUGUCAACCGCCUCGUCAAGAGCUACAUGGCUCAAGAACAGAGCAUCAUUUUGGCAGUGCUCUCAGCGAGCACGCAGCUAGCCUCCCAGCGGAUUCUCGACGAGGCCAGGGAGCACGAUCCCAAGAGACUGCGUACACUCGGCGUCAUCACGAAACCCGACGUGCCAAAGCCAGGUCUCUCUAACGAAGCCAAAUACCUCCAGCUCGCCAGGAACGAAGAACCAAGGCACCAGCUCACCCUCGGCUGGCACGUUCUCAGGAACAGGGCCGAAGACGAGGGCGACGUGACGGCCGAUGAACGUGACGCCACCGAGGCCAAAUUCUUCGAGACGAGUGCUUGGGCGUACUUCCCGCCCGGAAACAAGGGCAUUGGCAGCUUCCGGCGUAAGCUGGGAAAGGUUCUUCUCGGCCAUAUCCAAAAGACGCUGCCCGGCCUCGUGUCGGCCAUUGAGCGUGGCAUCGAGGACAAGGAAGGCACACUCAAGCAGCUAGGCCAGGCCCGCUCUACGCAGCCCGAGAUGCGAGCGCACCUCGUCGACAUUGCGGAGGAGUUUCAGCGCAUCGCGCGGAGCGCCAUCAGUGGCAACUACGGCGAACGCUUCUUUGGUGACCUCGACGAGAAAAACCUCCGCAAGCUGCGCGCGCAACUGCGUAACCUCAACAGCGCGUUCCACCAUAUCCUGAUGACGAGGGGCAUGAGCCAGCAGAUUCUUCGCGGCGGCCCGCCUGGCGAGACGUCGCCGUCACAGGACGUCGCUCCGCCGCCGGUGCAUCUCCAGGAGGCACUGGAGUAUUUCCAAUUUCCCGAGCCAGAGCCCGUCUUUGAAGAGGCCCUGAAGACAGAGAUGCGGGCUCUCGCGGCCGCCAACCAGGGAAGAGAAUUCCCCGGGUCACCAAACACAGAUCUCGCGAUCCAGAUGUUCCGGCGGCAGGCCAAGCCCUGGCGGGGCAUUGCCGAACGACACCUGGACGUCGUGACCGAGCUGAGCAAGUCGUUCGUGGAGCAGCUGUUUGAACAUAUCAUCGGUGACGACAAGACGACCCUGGACGCAAUCCUCCACUCGUGCGUGGAUGUUUUCUUCGAAAAGAAAAAAAAGGAGCUCAAGGCCAAGCUGGACGAGCUGCUUUUGCCUUAUGAAGCCGGAUUCGGAAUGCCUCUUGUGGCGGAGUUCAACUCGACCAUGUCGAUAAGGGAGGUUGAGCGGGUGACUGAGCGCGUUGUCGACGUUCUUCAGAAUAUGGGAUCCGCGCUGGCCGAGGGAAUCGUGGAGGGGACCAUGGAUCGCUAUGAUGUCGCCCGCACCGUUCAAAAGACGCCGUCGCUGAGGGAUGAGUUUGGCAUUGACCAGACGAUCGACAACAUGGAGACAUAUUACGAGAUGUCGCGUCGGACCUUCACGGAGAACGUAGCGUACCUCGCGCUCGAGAGUUGUCUGAUCACCCGCCUGCCUGACAUCUUGACCCCUGGCAGAGUCAAUCGCAUGGAAGAUGAAAGGGUCGAAGAGCUCGCCCUAGAGUCAGAGGACGUGCUGGCCGAGAGGAAGAUGGUUCAGACGCAGGCCGAUCUACUGAAGAAUGCGCUCGCAAUCUGUCGGCGACAUAGACCUCGCGGCAGCGGUGGUGGUGGUGGUGAGUAA